This is a messenger RNA of Cucurbitaria berberidis CBS 394.84, 1380 nucleotides long. RefSeq lists its product as uncharacterized. The transcript has a single exon. Bases 1 to 1380 code for a protein of 459 amino acids. The record is from RefSeq and is a predicted model, not a curated record. NCBI's taxonomy places the organism in Eukaryota, Fungi, Ascomycota, Dothideomycetes, Pleosporales, Cucurbitariaceae.
AUGGCAGAGAAGCUCGCACUAACAGCUCAGAUUAAAACUAUACACGAAGAAGCGCUUCCCUAUUACCCCUACAUCUUUCGACGCAUUUUUCUCUGCGGCCACCCCGACGAAUUCAUCGAAGUAUCUCGCUUGCCAAAUCACGAGCGCCUCACGCACACCCUUAUAACGCUAGAGGACUACGAGCGGUGCGCUCAAGCGCAGAGGAGUAGGCAAACGUACAGCCUCGAGCGAUGCCGAUGUUGCGCAUUCGCACACCGCCAACAUCAUCAAGAGUCGCUAACAGAUCCUCUGAAUGCGACGUUGAGGCCGAUACUUGCGUAUCAAGGGAGUGCGAUGUGGCUGGGACAGACUGCGAAUCGAACGAAGAAUGGGUUCGAGCUUGCACUGGCGCGUCUGGAGCAAGGUAACGGUGCUGGAUGCAAGAUAGUGCCUCAUGCACGAGUCUCUGAGUCAGAGCACGAAGAGAACUGGCAGCUUAUUGAGGCACCUGACGGUAGUGUCUACGGGAGGGCCUUGAGGUUUGUCGGUACGCCUAGUGAGCCUCAACAGAGGUCUCUAGAAUCUGCGGCUGCAACGAGCUCUCUGCGAGUUCGCGGAAGUGAACGCGAGAGUAUCGAUGCCUCGGGUGGUUCCGGUAUCUUUCAGGCAGGCCACCAGCGGAAGGACAGUGGUUUCGAAUGCCAUGAAAGCUAUACUCACAAAACUGACAGUGAAACACAAACACUGACGGUAGGGAGGGAGCUGCAAGAAGCCAACAGCAGGAGCAGUUUUCCGGAGACGGUAUUGCAGGUGCUCGAGAAAGUGAGGUAUUGUGAGGAUGACGAUGCCGAUCAGGAUGUAGGUCUUUCGAGAUUCUCUUCGUAUUCAUCCAACGACUCCUCCUAUAAGACAAAGUGGUGGAAACUAGGUAGGCCACCGGACGACCAUCAGCAAGAGUCAAGAGCAUUGAAGGCUCUUCUUCCCUUUAAGGAAUCUCUCAGACACUGGAGGAGACGUAGCAAGCGCGCAUCCACAGACCCUGAUGAACACGAACAAGAACGAGAACAAACCCCUAAAACGAUUCGUAACCUACAACUCCACCGUUCCAGAUCUAAUAAAGAGCAAGUACGAGUGUCUACCAAGAACCUUGAAUUCGAAAACCACAGUUUGGCUAGAAGCAACAGUGUGAGUAGAAGAAGAGCUUCGUCGUUGAAUCAUGACAGAAGGCACUCUAGUUUGACAAAUACUACAAACGGCGCUGGGACUAGAAACUCUUCCUCGAUACUGGAAAUCAACAAACAAUUACCGCCGCUACCAUUAGCGCAGCGUCAUCUGCACCAGGAGACAGAAGCUGGGCUUGAAGAGGAUAUGCCUGUCGAGUGGAUGGGAAAUGCCAUUUAG